Molecule: messenger RNA, 1063 nt
Organism: Acaulospora colombiana
Lineage: Eukaryota; Fungi; Glomeromycota; Glomeromycetes; Diversisporales; Acaulosporaceae
Source: the annotation of a GenBank genome assembly
AUGCAUUCUUCCUCGAAUUCACGCGGUAAACGAAAGGCAUAUAUCAUUGACAGCGACGACGACGAUGACGAGUAUGCUGAUGCCGAUACUCCUCCAACACCAGCUGUGGCAGCCGCAGCGACGCAGCCCGGGAAAUCCCAGCACCCUCAUAGCCGGAAGUCACAUAUCAUCAAGAGCAGUAAUGCAAAACAGAUUCAGAACGCGUUGACGGUGUGGUUCUUGGAUGGAGUUCAUGACGCGCGCGGUAUGCCAUGGCGGAAACGAUGGGACCCUGCAUUGUCCGCCGAAGCCAAAGCGCAGCGAGCAUAUGAGAGUGGAGACGGUUAUCCCGUAUUACCGAAAGUGGAUGGAUGCGUUAGUGCAGUUAUUGGAGCGUGGUAUCAUUGUGGGUUAAUUUUGCAAGACAGGUUUCCAACCGUGCGGGAUCUGGCCGCCUCGAACAUCGAAGCCGUCAAUGCACUGUGGAAAGCCAGAUUAUUCGAGGGUGCAAAACUGGUGGUCGAAAAGUUCGAUGGCAAACUUCCAGACGACGCCGCCCUUCUCCAGUCUGACGUCCCGGGCAUUGGCAAGUACUCGUCAGGCGCUAUUUGUUCUAUCGCUUAUGGGAAAUGUGUGCCUGUAUUGGAUGGAAAUGUCCAUCGAUUAUUGUCUCGAGUGCUAGCACUUUACGCAUCUCCCAAAGCCAAACAAGUCACUGAUAUGCUAUGGGAUGCGGCUGAAGCCAUCGUCAAAGAUGCUUCGGAUCCAGGAGCGGUCAACCAGGCCUUGAUCGAACUCGGGAGCACCAUUUGCACACCAAGGGACCCAAAGUGCGACAAGUGUCCCAUAAGCUCACACUGCAACGCUUAUAAAUGGCAAACAGGAAAAACAGCUACGACCGAUAUAGAAGACCUCUGUGAUGUGUGUGAUCCGAUAGUGGACACGACCAAAAGCGUCACAAUAUUCCCCAUGAAAGUGGAGAAAAAGGCCGUUCCAGAAGAAACGGACGUGGUCUGUGCUAUCGCAUGGAGGCCAAAGGACGAUCCAACCACCUACUAUCUUUUACGAAAGAGACCAGCAACGG